Lodderomyces beijingensis is the source of this 660-nucleotide messenger RNA. The record is from the annotation of a GenBank genome assembly. Lineage: Eukaryota; Fungi; Ascomycota; Pichiomycetes; Serinales; Debaryomycetaceae.
AUGUCCACCUUGAUAGACUUUGCAGCCCUCAAACAGGACUACGCCGACCUCACCACUGCCCUCCCGCAACUAUUCAAGACCUUGCCAGGGUACAUCAACCCCAACCAGGAACUAAUCUACGCCGUAGCCUGCAUUUCAUUCAACCCCAUCUUUUGGAACAUUGUUGCGCGGUUAGAGUACAAGACGCAUUUUCUCACCAAGAUCACCCGUUCUGCCAAGUUGGGAUGCUACUUGUUGGCGUUGACCAUCUUCAGCUUGGGCAUCUACCGUGACCACGUCUACCAGUUGGCAUUAGAGACCCAGCCCACGUUUGAGCCGUUCGCCUCGUCCCUUAUUGCCAAGUCGCUCGCGGUUGCCCUCUUUGGCUUCGGCAAUGUCUUGGUCUUGAGCUCAAUGUGGGCUCUUGGAGUCACGGGCACUUACUUGGGCGACUAUUUCGGCAUCUUGAUGAAGGAGCGCGUUACUGGGUUCCCGUUCAAUAUCAAUGACAACCCCAUGUACAAUGGCUCAACCUUGUGCUUUUUGGGUGUUGGGUUGUGGUAUGGCAAACCUGCUGGCUUGGUUGUCAGCUUGUACGUUUGGAUCAUGUAUAAGAUUGCCUUGUUGUUUGAAGAGCCUUUCACUGCCAGGAUCUACGAAUUGCAUAUGAAAUUGGACUAG